AAUGCUUUGGUAAAACCUCGAGAGGACUAUGUCGACGUCUUUUUUCGUCAUCUGGAACAGUGUGCGAUUAAAUGGACACCGGAACAGUUCUAUGCUCCAUACACAUCGCUCGUACAAGCCAGCGGCACUGGCAAGUCAAGACUAUUACGAGAAUUGGCAGUUGAAAAAGACGUCUUGGUGGUGUAUAUUUGUUUGCGCGAUUCAAUAACGAGGGGCUAUCCAAACCGUUCUAUCAUUGCUGAUGUAAUCACUAAAAAGGAUGCUUCAGAAACUUACUAUCUUACCUUCUUAUUGGCUUUGUUUGGUGUGUGUUCAAAAUUCUUGGAUCAACAACUUCGUGAAAAUGCGGAAAAGACAUGUGGCUGUGUGUUUGACAUUCUUAUCAGUGACAAAAAUGAUGAAACGUUCGAACUACAAAAAUGUUUUUGGAACGAGGUGAUGGAGCAGAUGAACUUGCAAGAGGUCUCGACUGAUAUUAAAGGAAAGAUAGCAAAUCGAUAUAAAAACCUUAUGGUUACUUUGAAAAAAUUGAGCAACCCCUCUUCAUUUAAGAUGUUAUUAGCCUUUGACGAAGCUGGUAUAUUGAUUGACAACAACACUUCUGAAAACAAGGGUAAUUUUUAUUACUUACGGAAGGCACUACAGGCUAUUCCACGUGGAAGUUUUAUGGCACUUUUCACAGACACUCUCUCAAAAGUUUCAGAUUUCUCUCCUGCCAAACGCCACGACUCAUCCAGCAGAGUCAGCCACGAAGGACAAAUACUGUAUAAACCAUUUUACCUUCUUGAUGUAUUUGACUGCCGCAUGCAACAACCAGUAAAUAUUACAAUUUCAUCAUCAAUAAAUCAAAUUCGCAAUAUGGGACGACCUAUAUGGGCAGACAUUAAAGAAGAAGAUAUCAUAAGAUAUGCCAUGGAGAAAAUUCUUUGUGAUAGGAAGAAAGUUAUGUACAUGUAUCAGGAAAAAAAGAUAUUAAUUAAGACGGUGACAGAAGCACUAGCAAUUCUUGGCCCACGACUUUAUUUGGAAAUCUCAA
Ambispora gerdemannii is the source of this 1036-nucleotide messenger RNA. The record is from the annotation of a GenBank genome assembly. Lineage: Eukaryota; Fungi; Glomeromycota; Glomeromycetes; Archaeosporales; Ambisporaceae.